Cimex lectularius (bed bug) is the source of this 3744-nucleotide messenger RNA. It is a transcript of the gene Nc73EF, whose product is annotated as 2-oxoglutarate dehydrogenase, mitochondrial. Gene Ontology annotation, biological process: tricarboxylic acid cycle. Gene Ontology annotation, cellular component: mitochondrion; oxoglutarate dehydrogenase complex. The record is from RefSeq and is a predicted model, not a curated record. The transcript is spliced from 17 exons. The coding region runs from base 18 to 3290 and encodes 1090 amino acids. NCBI's taxonomy places the organism in Eukaryota, Metazoa, Arthropoda, Insecta, Hemiptera, Cimicidae. Gene Ontology annotation, molecular function: thiamine pyrophosphate binding; oxoglutarate dehydrogenase (succinyl-transferring) activity.
UCAUAAUCAAACUUAAAAUGAUUAUGCACCGCAUCCAGUCUUUUGUAUGUAAUAAUUUGGUGCCAUUCGUGCCAAAUUUGGUUGGCCGAAAGAAAUUUGCGACAUGGGUCAAGGGUGCAUCAUCAAAUCCCCAUUUAACUCCGUACACAGCAGCUGCAAGUUACAUGACUCGCAAAUAUGCGAGUUCAUCGGGUGCAGCAGAACCUUUUCUAAGUGGUUCCUCAUCAACAUAUGUGGAGGAUAUGUAUAAUGCCUGGCUUCAGGAUCCUUCAAGCGUCCAUGCAUCAUGGGAUGCCUUUUUUCGUAAUUCUAAUGCUCCUCCUGGCCAGGCAUACAUAGCUCCUCCAUCAAUCGCAGGACCCCAGAAAGGUCAUGUACCACUUUCAAUGUUUACUUCAAAUCUUGGUUCUCCGCAAGUUAGCGAAAAAGUGAUCGAUGACCAUCUGGCUGUUCAAGCUAUAAUAAGAUCAUAUCAGAUCCGCGGUCACCACAUUGCUCAGUUGGAUCCGCUGGGAAUUUCAUCUGCAGACCUCGACGAUAGGCACCCUCCGGAACUACUCUAUAGCCACUACUCAUUUGACAAGGUUAAAGAACAGAAUGAAUCCAAGUCUAGUUCUGAGCCCAAGUCUCAUUCACAACUUCUCCAGAAAAGAAUCCUUGGCGUGAAACAGAAUGAACAAGAUAUGGAUCGAUCCUUUAAGUUACCCACAACAACGUUUAUUGGUGGAAAGGAGAAGAUUCUGACUUUACGAGAGAUCCUUAAGAGACUAGAGAAUGUUUAUUGUCGACAUAUUGGUGUGGAGUUUAUGUUCAUUAAUUCUUUGGAACAGUGUAAUUGGAUCAGACAACGUUUAGAAACCCCCGGUGUAAUGGACUUUGAUGCAAACGCCAAAAGGAUGAUACUUGCCAGAUUAACACGAGCAACUGGGUUUGAAGCAUUUCUUGCCAGAAAGUGGUCAAGCGAAAAGCGAUUUGGUCUCGAAGGGGCAGAAAUAUUAAUCCCAGCAAUGAAGCAAAUCAUCGAUAAAUCGACUGAACUUGGUGUGGAGUCCGUUGUCAUGGGCAUGCCUCAUAGGGGCCGUUUGAAUGUCUUAGCUAAUGUUUGCAGAAAACCAUUGGAGCAGAUUUUCACUCAGUUUGCAGCUCUUGAAGCGGCUGAUGAUGGGUCAGGAGAUGUAAAAUAUCAUCUCGGUACAUAUAUUGAACGCUUAAACAGAGUCACCAACAAGAACAUUCGAUUAGCUGUCGUUGCUAAUCCGUCUCAUCUAGAAGCUGUAGACCCUGUUGUUCAAGGAAAAACCCGUGCUGAGCAAUUCUACAGGGGAGAUGGAGAAGGCAAAAAGGUUAUGUCUAUUUUACUUCAUGGGGAUGCAGCGUUCUGUGGACAAGGUGUCGUUUUCGAAACAUUUCACUUGUCGGAUUUACCAGAUUACACAACUCACGGCACAAUCCACAUUGUAGUCAACAACCAAGUCGGGUUCACAACAGAUCCAAGGUUUUCAAGAUCGUCAGCAUAUUGCACAGAUGUUGCUAGAGUGGUCAAUGCCCCCAUAUUUCAUGUAAAUUCUGAUGAUCCGGAAGCUGUUAUGCACAUCUGCAAUAUUGCGGCAGAAUGGAGAAACACAUUUCAUAAGGAUGUUGUGAUAGAUAUUGUGUGCUAUCGAAGAAAUGGACACAACGAAAUGGACGAACCAAUGUUUACACAACCGCUUAUGUAUAAAAUAAUUAAACAGACCAAGCCUGUAUUAGAUAAAUAUGCAGAAAAACUCAUCUCAGAAGGUGUUGUCAAUGCCGAUGAGGUUAAAGAUGUUAAGGAAAAAUACGAUAAAAUCUGUGAAGAGGCAUAUGGUAAAGCCGGAAAGGAAACGCACAUAAAAUUCAAAGAUUGGCUAGAUUCCCCAUGGUCAGGGUUUUUUGAAGGUAAAGACCCUCUAAAAAUGUCCCCUACAGGCGUCAAGGAAGAUACCCUUGUUCAUAUUGGAAAGCGGUUCUCAUCUCCCCCACCGAAUGCAGCAGAAUUUGUCAUUCACAAAGGUAUUGAGCGCAUAUUGAAGGCUAGGCUGCAGAUGGUUGAACAGAGAACUGUUGAUUGGGCUUUGGGUGAGGCAAUGGCUUUUGGAGCUUUACUAAAAGAAGGUAUUCAUGUGAGACUUUCUGGACAAGACGUUGAAAGAGGGACAUUCUCUCACCGCCAUCAUGUGCUCCAUCAUCAAACAGUGGACAAAGCAACAUACCGACCCCUGUGCAAUCUUUACCCGGAUCAGGCCCCUUACAGUGUAUGCAACAGUUCUCUUUCAGAAUUUGGCGUUCUAGGCUUUGAGCUUGGCUAUUCCAUGACGAAUCCAAAUGCGUUGGUUUGCUGGGAAGCACAGUUUGGCGAUUUCAACAAUACGGCGCAAUGUAUCAUUGACCAGUUUAUUUCAUCUGGCCAGGCAAAAUGGGUGCGACAGUCUGGUCUCGUUAUGCUCCUCCCUCACGGAAUGGAAGGUAUGGGCCCCGAGCAUUCAUCUGCACGCUUGGAGAGAUUUUUGCAGAUGAGCGCCGAUGAUCAAGAUUACAUGCCCCCACAAAGUGAAGAAUUCGCUAUAAGACAGCUUCAUGAUAUAAAUUGGAUAGUGGCAAACUGUUCUACACCAGCUAAUUACUUCCACAUUUUACGGAGACAAAUUGCAUUACCGUUCAGAAAGCCUCUCAUACUUAUGACCCCAAAAUCAUUGUUAAGACACCCAGAAGCAAAGUCCAGUUUUGACGAAAUGACUGAAGAUACACAAUUUCUAAGGGUGAUCCCUGAAAAAGGGCCUGCUGCACAAAACCCUAGCGGUGUGAAAAAAUUAAUCUUCUGCUCAGGAAAGGUGUUCUAUGAUAUCAAAAAGGCAAGAGCCGAAAAGAAAUUGGAAGAACAGAUCGCUAUCGCUCGGGUCGAACAGAUUUCACCAUUCCCGCAUGAUCUUGUACGUGAAGAGUGCGCUAAAUAUGCUAAUGCGAAAUUAUGCUGGGCUCAAGAGGAACACAAAAAUCAAGGAUCAUGGACCUACGUCCAACCCAGAUUUGCUACCGCUUUGAACAAAUCUCGUGAAAUUGUCCAAAAGUCAGAGAGCGGGGGUGGUUUCCUAUCGUCCCUAUUUGGAAAGUCUCCCGAGAAUAAACAACCCGAAGUGGUGACUACCGAGGAACAGCAGAGGACAGUUAGUUAUGCAGGAAGAGCAGCAGCUGCUUCCGCAGCAACCGGAAGCAAAAUGAUGCACUUGAAGGAGUUAGCUCAACUUUUAAGCGAUGCCUUGAGCAUCUAAGUUCUUUCAAAGAAAGAUUUUUAGUUUCAAUUAACUUGCACGAACUUUUCAAGCCUGGUUCGCGUUGUUGUUCCGUUUUCCUUCAUUCAGUUCUAUUUGGUCACAAUUGGUGGAACCAAAUUUUAGAAAAAUCAGAUGCGUGAUAAUCCGAACGAAAAUACUUUUCGAACGAAUAUUUAUUUUUCUCUUUUGAACUUUCUGUAACUGUUCUUAUGAGAUUGUUUUUCUUGUCACCAGACUAUUGUUCUAACCAAAAUUUAGUGAAUGAGAUCUUAUUUUUAGUGCAAUUAGAAAUUUCCUGAAAAAAAAGGAAAACCAAGUUUACUCUUUGUAAGGAUUACACCUUUUUUUUUGUUUGCAUUAAUUUGUCACAAGAUUUAUUUAUGUCAUUCUAUCAUUUCCUUUGCUUCAUUAUUUAUUUUUGCCUGUCUUAAUUUUAAAAAAAAGUCUGUAA